Messenger RNA from Rhincodon typus (whale shark), 948 nucleotides. Its product is annotated as complexin-1. The transcript is spliced from 3 exons. Gene Ontology annotation, cellular component: SNARE complex; terminal bouton. The coding region runs from base 53 to 454 and encodes 133 amino acids. Gene Ontology annotation, biological process: synaptic vesicle exocytosis; neurotransmitter transport; regulation of neurotransmitter secretion. Lineage: Eukaryota; Metazoa; Chordata; Chondrichthyes; Orectolobiformes; Rhincodontidae. Gene Ontology annotation, molecular function: syntaxin binding. The record is from RefSeq and is a predicted model, not a curated record.
AAUGUGAAUGUAACAACGAAGUUGAAGAUAUAGAAAACCAUCAGAGAAGAUCAUGGACUUUGUUAUGAAACAGGCUCUGGGAGGAGCCACCAAAGACAUGGGAAAAAUGUUGGGUGGUGAUGAAGAGAAGGAUCCAGAUGCUGAGAAAAAGGAAGAAGAAAGAUUAGAAGCUAUUCGACAAGCAGAGGAAGAACGUGCAGGAAAAUACGCAAAAAUGGAGGCUGAACGGGAAGUAAUGCGACAAGGAAUCCGUGAUAAGUAUGGGAUAAAAAAGAAAGAAGAAAAGGAAGCAGAGGCAAUGGCAGCCAUGGAAGCUCAGGCAGAGGGGAGCUUGACACGGCCCAAGAAAGCGAUUCCUGCUGGCUGUGGGGAUGAAGAGGAGGAAGAGGAAAGUAUUCUGGACACUGUCUUAAAAUAUCUUCCAGGGCCUCUCCAAGAUAUGUUCAAAAAGUAAUAACAUGAUUAUAUGCAAAAUAACUCCAGGUUUUGUUGCUAAGUGUAAACCAUUCUCAUUAUAAAAUGAGAAUUUAUCAUCAUUCCAGCUAAUUAUAAUUUGACUGCUCACCUCUUCCUGUGUAAUGGCAUGGAAUCUUCAUCACAACAGAAUAUCCAGGACAACGCUGUGUGGCAGUCUUGAAAUAAUCUAAUCUGAUAAGCCAUGUUUAUAGUCAAAUAAAAUCCAGAUAUUUAAUAGUGAAAAGAAGAAACUUGUAUCUUUUUAUCGAUGUGUGACCACUUUGACAUUACAGGGCUCCAGCUAGCAUUGAUUCUUGUAGUUAUUGCUCAUCAUACUAGUUAAAUAAACCAUCAGGUCACAACACUGGGUAAUACCUACAAUACACAGCUCAUUUACCCAGUUUUAGAACUCAAAUUAAACAUUACUAAUGCUGUUAAUAUCAACUUGUGGCAAUUUUCCAAUUUUGGAUAGAACUUAUUAAUGAGUUUAAA